AACACACAUUUAAACUGCACACUAACGGAAAGGUCUCAUUUCCAUGGCGGCCGGGCAUUUUCUCAAACAGUUAACAUGCACACUUGGCGCCCAUUCCACGGCCAUAUCCUGCCCUAUAAUGCGCUCAUCACCUUCUUCUCUUUCAGUCUCAUCAUCACUUCCUUUUCUCUUCAAACACCACCACAAAGUUAGUUACUGUUGGCCUUCCCAUAACAUCCCAAUCAAAUUCAAAAUUCACACUGCAGCAGCAUCUUCCACCGCUCUACCACACAAGGUUUCAACACCAUAUAUUUCGGUUCUGAUUCAGUGUCCUAAAGAUAAUGCAGUAAUUACUUUGCUCUUUUCUUUCUUUCUUUCUUUCUUCCCUCUGAAAUUUUGGACUUUAUCUUUUCUUUGUGCUCACAAGGAUGUGCUUGGAGAAGCUCUUUUGUGCUUUGGUGCAAGUUCUGUUAGCAUGGAUCAUAAUGAUGUCUGUCAAACAAUAGAUGAGAUUUGCAUUACUUCUAUCUAUCCUGAAGGUGAGGAUAUAAAUUUAAAUAUUUCCCAUGCGUUUGAUUCUAUUGGUUUCAAGGAGAAACCAAGGUACAAAAUUAAAGCUAUCGAGGAGGAGGACUGGAUAAAGAGAUCCCAGGAAUCAUUUCUUCCAGUAGAAGUUACUAAAGGCUUGUGGGUGGUGCCCGAGUGGAGUACUCCGCCUGAUGCUCAAGCAACAAAUAUAAUUCUCAAUCCUGGACAUGCUUUUGGAACAGGAGAACAUGCCAGCACUAAACUUUGUCUAUCAUUUUUGCAUGGUUGUAUAACUGGAGGAGAAUACAUCUUAGACUAUGGAACAGGCUCUGGAAUUCUUGCGAUUGCAGCUCUUAAGUUUGGUGCUUCCUUAGCAGUUGGAGUUGAUAUAGAUGCAGAAGCAAUUGCAUCAGCAUAUCAAAAUGCUGCCCUAAACAACAUUGGACCAGACAGAAUACAACUGCAGCUAAUUGCUAGCGAAAAUACUUUAUCCUCCACAGGCGACGGGACAUCUGAAGUUGUAAAAGGAGAAAACACUAGUGAGAUACAAACUGUUACUGACAAGGAUAAGUAUGAUGUGGUCAUUGCAAAUAUACUCUUAAAUCCUCUAUUAGAUAAUGCUGAGAAAAUUAUCUCUUGUGCAAAGCUUGGAGCAAUUGUUGCUCUCUCUGGUAUAUUAUCUAAACAGGUUCAUCAAAUCAUAAAAAGAUAUUCCCCAUUCUUAGAAGGUAUAGAAGUUUGCAAAAUGGACGACUGGGCUUGCGUGAGCGGUAGAAAAAGUAGGAAUUUGGAUGCAUGCUGACUCAUGCCUAUAAGUGAUCAAUUUGGAUGUUUGGUGAUUCUUGGCCAACCUCUCAAUGAUGGCAUUCAUCAUAUUGUGUAUGUUGAGAGGUAGGGGUGUAUAAAUAACUUCUAUCUGUAUCAUCUAUUUAUAAUUUUGGAAGCGCCACUUUCUGCACUGUCA
This is a messenger RNA of Lathyrus oleraceus (garden pea), 1471 nucleotides long. RefSeq lists its product as uncharacterized. Gene Ontology annotation, molecular function: protein-lysine N-methyltransferase activity. The coding region runs from base 44 to 1309 and encodes 421 amino acids. The transcript has 6 exons. Gene Ontology annotation, biological process: peptidyl-lysine trimethylation. Gene Ontology annotation, cellular component: mitochondrion. The record is from RefSeq and is a predicted model, not a curated record. Lineage: Eukaryota; Viridiplantae; Streptophyta; Magnoliopsida; Fabales; Fabaceae.